This is a messenger RNA of Suhomyces tanzawaensis NRRL Y-17324, 819 nucleotides long. RefSeq names its product glycoside hydrolase family 76 protein. The record is from RefSeq and is a predicted model, not a curated record. The annotation marks the transcript as partial. Gene Ontology annotation, biological process: carbohydrate metabolic process. NCBI's taxonomy places the organism in Eukaryota, Fungi, Ascomycota, Pichiomycetes, Serinales, Debaryomycetaceae. The transcript has a single exon.
UUCAGUGCAUCCGCCGCAUUCUCCGGUUCUAUUAAUACAUUAUGGGGCACAUUCUGGAGUGAUUCCGAGUCCUCUUUUAGUGACGGGGCACUCCACUGUCUGAACAGCACCUUUGACUCUCCUUCUAUCUGGGAUCUUGCCGUAACUGGAAGGGCCAUCACCGCCAGUUCCGAUGACGCUGGUAUUACCAAGGUUAUUAACAAUUGUUUGGAAUAUAAAAACUCUGAAGGCUGGUUCUCGCUGACCACUGCCAAGGACCAAGAUAUUUACGUGGAUGACAAUGCUCAAGUGUUGUGGGUCUUCUUAGAUGCUUACAAGAAGACUGGUAACCACGACCACUUGCAAAUUGCUCAGUCGCUCUUUCAGUUAAUCAAAGCUCAAUGGGUGCAAAAGUCUGGUGGUGUGCGUUGGAAGCUCGGAGCACCUUACGUUGCUUCCAUCUCUACCCUCGAGGCUGCAUUGGCUGCUGCUCGCUUGUUUCAAAUCACCGGAGAUGUUGAGCUUAUUGGGUUUGCCAAACAGUGUACUGACUGGGUUUUCAAGACUCUCGUUGACGAGAAGGAUGGUUUGAUUUUCGACGGGUUGAACUCUGACACCGGCGAGAUCAACAAGGGUAAAUUGUCUUACACCGUUGGUGUUAUGCUUUCCACUCUUUCUAUUAUCAACAAGAGCACUGCUAGCGCUUCGAUCCUCAAACAAGCCGUUCAGCUUGCCCAAUCCGCACUCAACACCAAGGGUGUCUUCUACAACGCUGACGGAUACUGGAACAACCGUUUGAGCUACUCCCACUUAUUCUUUGGAGGUUUGGUUGACUUGCUC